CGCUGCGAGUCCCAAUGGAAGACGGAGCGACCGCCGCUGUGCCUGGUAACUCGCGUCGCAUUUCCUCCUCCCAGCAGCUUCUCAUCACGGUAGAAAAUAGAAAUACAAAGACUCUCCUCCCACCUCCCGCUCCGUUCCCAGUCCCCGGAACAGAGCACAGGGAGACGGUCGCUGCUGCCAAAGGGUAUUUUUCUCACUAUCUUCAAAUUCCAAUGGAGAAUUGCUCUGCUGAGGAAUCUGAUGUUAGCGAUUCAGAUAUACCUGAGUACAAGGAGAAGAUCCAUGCCCAACUGCAGGCUGGAAAAAUGAAAGUUAAGUAUGGCGAGAAAGCUUUUCGAUGCCCCUUUUGCCCGGGGAAAAAGAAGCAGGAUUACAAACUGAAGGAGCUGCUGCAGCAUGCAUCGGAUGUAGGAUCUGCUCUUAAGUGCAAGGCCAAGGAGAGGGCAUCACAUCUUGCACUUGCUAUGUAUUUGGAGAGGAAUUUAGCCAGCUCAUCAGGGAACUCAUUGCAACUUGCUGUCGUGCCAAAGAAUUUAAAGAAUGAACAAGAUAAGUGCGUAUGGCCGUGGAUGGGAAUUCUGGUUAAUUUACCUCCUGGACCGACAGACGGGGAUAGGCUAAGCAAACAGCUCUCGCAGUUCAGACCUCUUGAAGUUGCAAUUCUUGGGAAUCCCAAAGACCGAAUACUCUGCGCUAUCGUCAAGUUUGCCACGGAUUGGAGUGGAUUCGAUGAUGCAUUGCACUUUGAAACCCAUUUCAUACAGAAAAAAUAUGGUAAGGCAGAUUGGAACAAAAGAAACUGUAGAAGGGGCUAUCCUUAUGGUUAUGGAUGGUUUGCAAGAUUUCAUGAUUAUCACUCACCUGGGCCAAUCAGGGAGCAUUUAAGAAAAAAUGGAGGUCUAAGAAGGUCGGUGACCGGGAACGUGAACGACAACAAGAAAUCAAGAGCUGUAUAGCCAAUUAUGUUUGCCAGAUAGAGGAGAAGAACAAACAUAUCUGGAAACUGGAGCAGAAGAAAGAUCAAAAGGCCAUGGAACUUCGUAGGGUGAUGGAGGAGAAAGAUCGAUUAGUUCAAGAACACAAUCAUAGGAUAACGCACAUCCAACAAGUUGCUUAUGAAAAAAUGAGCAAAAUGAUCGAGGACAGUCGUAGAUUGGAUAAAGAACUGAUGAUCUGGCAACAAAAAAAAUGAUAUUAGACGUCAGGAACUUGAAGACUUAGAAUCCGAAAGCAACAUUGUGGACAAAACAAAGCUCAAAGAAGACAUAGAAAAGAAUGCAAAAGAGAAGGAGAGUCUUAAUUCAGCAAUCCAGAAGCAGGUGGAGGCACAUAAGGAACUUUUCCGUCUCCUUAAGGAACAAGAAUUGCAGGAAGACACAAAUGAUGCUUUAAGGGUGUUAACCUAUCUGGAAAAGCAAUUGGAUUGUAAACAUGAACUUGAACUGGAAAGAGAACAGUUGAAUGGGGAGUUAGAGGUUAGGAAGCAUAUGGGAGCUGAGGAAGAUACAAAAUUGCAGGAGCAGCUCGAUGAGAUGCGUAAAAAACUGGUAGAGAUAGACGAGGACAUAGAGGAUGCUAAGGAUACUAACCAGACCUGUUUUGAUAAUGAAAGAAUGGCUAGUGAGGAUCUGGAAGAGGCCAAGAAAGAGAUGAUAAGGGUUUGCAUGACUAUUGACUUGGUUUUCUAUUUGUGUUAACUUGUAUGUUGAGUCUUUGUUUGUUGAGAACAAAUUACUCAUAUUGCAGGCCUUGGAACAAAGGUCAGGAAAGUUAGGAGCUCGAUUGAAUAUGCUUUUUGGUGUCAAAAGGAUGGGCGAGCUUGAUCGAAAAGCUUUUCAUGAUGCAUGCAAAGAAAUAAUAGCAAAAGAUGACUUUGAUGUGGAGUUCGCACUUAUAUAUUCAAAAUGGGAGCAUGAGAUUUGACAGCCAGAAUGGUAUACUGAUGCUGAAGGAAAGAAGAAGGAAGAUGAUGAGAAGCUGCAAGCUUUAAAAUCUGAAUUUGGUGAGGAGGCACACGGUUUAGUUGUCAAGGCCCUCCUUGAAAUGCAUGAGUACAGUCCCUUCGAGAGGGAUCCCGUACCCGAGCUGUGGAACCAGAAGGAUG
Molecule: messenger RNA, 2104 nt
Organism: Panicum hallii
Lineage: Eukaryota; Viridiplantae; Streptophyta; Magnoliopsida; Poales; Poaceae
Product: protein INVOLVED IN DE NOVO 2-like
Exons: 5
Coding region: 15-956 (313 amino acids)
Biological process (GO): gene silencing by siRNA-directed DNA methylation
Source: RefSeq, a predicted model, not a curated record